This is a messenger RNA of Bactrocera tryoni, 3211 nucleotides long. Its product is annotated as integrin alpha-PS4-like. Gene Ontology annotation, cellular component: integrin complex; external side of plasma membrane. The transcript is spliced from 14 exons. Lineage: Eukaryota; Metazoa; Arthropoda; Insecta; Diptera; Tephritidae. The coding region runs from base 43 to 3075 and encodes 1010 amino acids. Gene Ontology annotation, biological process: cell-matrix adhesion; cell adhesion mediated by integrin; cell-cell adhesion. Gene Ontology annotation, molecular function: integrin binding. The record is from RefSeq and is a predicted model, not a curated record.
UCCGAGUCGGUUUGCUAUUAAAUUAAAACUUCUUUUAUCGAAAUGCACCUCCUUAAGUUCUGCUUUGUAUUAUUAUGUUUAAAUAUAUAUGCCAUAGAGUCAUUUAAUUUGGCACCAAAACCAAAUCUUAUAAUCAAGGAACCGUUAAACCAAGCGCCAGGAAACGGUAGCCAAAAACCGGUUAGUUCCUACUUCGGCUACACGAUUUUGCUACGUGACAAGAGCAUAAUAAUCGGCGCACCACAAGCAAAUAAUGGAUCGAUUCAAACCGGUGCGAUUUACAAAUACGAUUUUGCGACCAAACAAGUGAAACCGCUUAAAUUGGAAAAUGUUGCGGAGUUUACGAAUUUCAAUAAUCUGCGACCAAAUACGGAGAAUCAGUGGUUAGGUGCGUCUAUGGAUGGCGGCAGCAAAGAUGAGGAGCCGCUGAUUGUAUGCGCUCCGCUAAAAACUGCCACUUUGGGCAAUAGCGAAGUGUACAUGCACGGCAUUUGCUAUUGGACUAACAACACAAUGGACGAUGAUUCACAAGAUCGAGUCUGGCAAAUAUUAAGUCCAUUUUCCGCUAAAGGUAAACAGGAUGAACAGAAUGUCAAAGAUGAAAAGGGUAAUCCAAAAUACAGCAAUCUGAGAUUUGGUGAAUUCGGUUUCAGCGUCCAAUUAACGCUGAAGAAUGAUGAAGUUAUAUCCGGAUCACCAGGCGUCCAGAAUUGGGCAGGAAAGGUAAUACACUACAAUAUGAAUACCCAAAAACCCAGAGCGACAAAACACGCACCAAAAAUGUCAUCAUAUAAAGGAUAUGCCGUGGGAUGUGGGCACUUCAAUGUCAGCAAUAAGGAGCAGUUGUCAUACGUGGCUACUAUACCAAAUGCGAACAGUGAAACGAAAUUGGGUGCGGUACAAAUUUACACUGCAUCGUCGAGUUGGAAUAAACCAUUUCCGCCCCAACCAGAGUUGACCGGCGCACAAUAUGGCGAGUACUUUGGAUAUUCCCUACUGGUGGAUGACCUUAAUGGUGACGAGCUCGAUGAUGUGCUCAUUGGUGCACCACAUCACACAGUUGACAGUGUUUUCGAAGCGGGUGCAGUCUAUAUGUUUAUAAAUCUUGGACGGAGAAAACAGCUGAGUUUCAAGCAAACAUUGUUGGAGUCACCGUUUUCGAGAAGUGGACACUUUGGAACUUCAUUGGGUAAACUGGGAGACGUAAAUGGUGAUGGUUAUAACGACAUAGCUAUUGGCGCUCCGUUCGCUGGUAAUAAUGGCAAUGGGGCGGUUGCCAUCUACUUUGGCGGUCCGAACGGUCUCGACGUCCAACCACGACAAAUAUUGAAGGUGAGCGAGCAAUUAGUCGGCAGCGGUGCCAUGUUCGGUCACGGUCUCUCUAGAGGUGGUGCUAACAAUACGAAUGACUAUAAACUGGCUGUCGGCGCACCAAAUGCGGAUGUGGUGUUUGUUUAUCGCGCGUAUCCGGUAGUGAAGAUUAAUGCGACAAUACUGCCAAAGAAUUUAAUAAUUCCCACAAAUACAACAAGCUUAAAAUUCGAUAUAUGUAUUAAUAUCCAAAGUAAUUCGACGAAGAUUCUAACACAAGAACUGCUACUCGAUUUGAGUGUCGGUGCUGAGGAGAAGCGUAUAAAUGUGAGGCAUUGCAUUGGCAAGGAGCCCUUCAUGGCGGGUUUAACGCCGCAAUGUCUGUCAUGUAAUGCCACGCUCAUAUCCGAUGACCGUUAUAUAUUUAUACCGAUAAUUAUGGAGCUGACUUACCGCUUAAAAAAUGAUGGCAAGACACAGGAGGACUCGGAAUUUUGCAGUGAUUGCGCGGUCGUAGAUCCCGCGUGGCCAAGCAUGGUGAAAGCUCAAAUCCAAUAUCUACAUAAUUGCAAGGGUUCGGUUUGUUCCGUCGAUCUUUGGUUUGGAGGUGUCGAAAUACCUAAGAAUGUAACAUUAGGCAGCGGCAGCGUAUUACCUCUCAAAUAUAUUAUAACUAACAAUGGCGAGGAAGCCUACAAUACCCUUCUCAUCAUAAAAUCCUCCUUAAACGUGCCCAUCGCAAAAAUGCCUGCCGAAUGUGUUGGAGAAUUCGAGUUUAGUUGGCGUGUGGUGUGCAGCAUUGCGAAGCGACGGGCCUUCAAAGGUAGCACGGAACUAGAGCUCAGCCUUGAUCUUAGUAAUGUGGUCGGUGCUACUGAAGUGGAUAUAAACGCAAUUGUUCACAGUACGGGAAAUGAAGUGAGUCCAAAGGAUAACAAAUCGUCUGACAAGGUAAAACUUACCACAACAGCUGAGAUUUGGAUAACAGAGACUUCAACGAACAAAAUUUUUGCUGGAACCGAUGGGAAAGAAAAUAUCGCGGUUUCAACGGCUUUUGAGAUACAAAAUAUCGGUCCCAGUCCGCUUAGUUCCUUUCACUUAAUUGUUGAUUUUCCUAUUGGAUUCAGCGGCGGCCAAUAUAUCAGCAACUACUCAGCGCAAGCUUAUUUCAAGGACCAUGAGUAUUCUAGUUUAGAAUUCAACAAAUCUGCACCAGCGUCGCCACCAAUAUUGAACACUACCGAGAUAUUAUACUUGAAUCAUUUACCCGAAAAUCACACGACUUUUGUCAGUUGCCAAUCGACCGAAAACUCCGAAAUGUCGUGCGCCUUGAGUGAUUUGCUGCUGACGAAUGCCUUGUUCCCUGGCGAGAAUAUCACAUUGUUAUUGAACUAUGAAAUGAACUGGAAAAAGGCUGAGAAACUGCUGCCAAGCAAUAGUCAAUAUUUGGCCCAUGUUGCAAUGGUGAAUUUUAGGACAGAUAUACCCCUAAAUGGUAACUUAAGUAUUAAAAAGCAUUUCAAAGGCGCCAUAUUUGUGAAGAUCGCUAAACGUAAUCUAUUCUGGAUAUAUUUGGGCGCCAUAAUUGGUGGUAUACUUUUGCUUAUUGGAAUGAUAUUGCUGCUAAGAAAGCUGGGCUUCUUCAAACGAUUGACAAAGGAGGAAAUGGAGAAGAAUUUGAUUGAAAAGCGUGAAAAGGCGCGCAUGAAGGAGGAUCUCGAUGUGUGUGUGGCCGAAAUAGAGGAUGAUUUAACCAGUUCUUAGUGGUUUUCAUGCAGUGCAAAGAUUAUUAAAAUAUUAAAUAUUAUUAAGUCAAUUGUUGAUCAUAUAUGAAGAUACACAUUUAUUCAGGGUUUUUUGUUAAAUAUAAGAGUAUUAAAUUCUCCAGAACUAAAAUAUA